AGACAACAAUAUAAACGUAAUAUGAUUUCAGGAACAAAUAUGUCAAAGUUAUCCGCAGCAUUCCGGCCUUCUGCGCCAAAUGAUAGAACAUUUAAAUCUGUUAGUAAAGCUAAUGAAUACUUUGCUAAAAAAGAAUAUAAAUUAGCUAUAGAUGAAUAUACAAAAGCAUUAACAUUAGCACAACCAAGUUUAGAUAAAAAAACCGCAACAGCAUUUUCAGCAUUAAUAUUUUCAAAUAGAAGUGCAAGUUAUUAUCAAUGUAAUAAAUGGGUUGAAGCUGUUAAAGAUGCAGAUCAAGUGAUUCGUAUAAAACCUGAAUGGCCAAAAGUAAAUUUUGGAAAAUAUGAUGAGGCUUUAGAAGAUUAUUAUACAGCACAAAGAAAGGACCCUCAAAAUCCACAAAUAACAUUACGAAUUGCCAAAGCUUUAAUAUUAAAAGAUAAUCAAGAUAUGAAACUAGAAAUUUAUGCAUUAGAACCUGGAAAAGAUAUAUGUUUGCAUACAAAGACAAAUCCUAUACAAAAUAAAAUAUUUGAUUUUGCAAUCGAUAUGAAAAAUAUAAUUUAUAUCAUAGCAGAUCUUGAAACACGUAAAUGUGUAGUUAUAGAUGCAUGUUGGGAUGUUGAUGGAAUAUUGAGAUUUAUUAAAAAAAAAAAAUUAGACCUUGUUGGAGCUAUUGUAACACAUUAUCAUUUUGAUCAUGUAGGAGGUAUACCACCAUCUCCAUAUGAUCAAUUUCGUAUAAAAGUAUCAGGAAUAUAUAGUUUAAUGCGUCGUGUACCAAAGUUAUCAGUAUAUAUAAAUCCAGAAGAUAUUCCACAUGUAUUAAAAUCAAAUCCUGGAAUGUCAGAGUUGAAAAGACGUAUAAUUUCAACACCAAAUAAAUUUACAUUAAAAUUAGGUAAUUUAACAAAUUUACAAUUUAUACAUGUACCUGGACACACAGAGGGUAGUCAAAUUAUACUUGUCAAUGAAACAAGAUUAUUCACUGGUGAUACAUUAAUGGUUGGGUGUGUAGGUAGAAUAGAUUUACCUGGUGGAGAUAUUAAAGAAAUGAAAAAAACUUUAAAAGAAAGAUUAAGUGAUUUGGAGGAUGGUACUGUUGUAUAUCCUGGUCAUAAUUAUGGUGGAGAAUGGACUACAAUUGGUAUGGAAAGAGACAAAGGUAUUAUUGGAAAAUUUAAAAGAAAGUAGAAAACAAAACAUUUGGUUAUAUAUUAUAGAAUAAGAGUGGACUUUUUUUGCAUUUAUUAAAAUAAUUCUUUCUUCAAUUGUAUUUAUUAUCAAAAACCAAAAAAAAAAAAAA
Messenger RNA from Rhizophagus irregularis DAOM 181602=DAOM 197198, 1306 nucleotides. The record is from RefSeq and is a predicted model, not a curated record. Lineage: Eukaryota; Fungi; Glomeromycota; Glomeromycetes; Glomerales; Glomeraceae.